Hypoxylon fragiforme is the source of this 2352-nucleotide messenger RNA. Its product is annotated as Metallo-hydrolase/oxidoreductase. The record is from RefSeq and is a predicted model, not a curated record. NCBI's taxonomy places the organism in Eukaryota, Fungi, Ascomycota, Sordariomycetes, Xylariales, Hypoxylaceae. The coding region runs from base 219 to 2297 and encodes 692 amino acids. Gene Ontology annotation, biological process: protection from non-homologous end joining at telomere; interstrand cross-link repair; double-strand break repair via nonhomologous end joining. The transcript has 6 exons. Gene Ontology annotation, molecular function: 5'-3' DNA exonuclease activity; damaged DNA binding.
GCCAGCGACACCAUUAAGCACUGAGUACUGCCUACACAGUACCUGCAACCUCAAUGCUUCCGUUUGCGAGCUUUUGUCUCUAGUAGGGCAUUCCUUAAACUCCCAUUUUGAUACCUAUGUAACCCUCAAUUCACUUUAGACCAUGAUCUUCUCCGACGCCGCUUAUUUCCCUCACUCAUAUCUCCUACUACAACCCUUCAGUUCGUCCAUGGCCCAACAUGUCGACCUUCAAUGGCGUCAUCCACGAGUUCCCGGACAUCAGAAUCGAUUACUUCCGGGGCUUCGACCGUCAGCCCCCGCUGGCCUGUUUUCUCAGCCACGUGCACAGCGAUCAUCUUGCUGGGCUUGACAAGCUCCGAAGUCCCUUCGUUUAUUGUUCAGCCGCAACUCGGGAAAUCCUGCUGCGACUAGAAAAGUAUCCAUGUCGUCUAAACUACGCCAAGGGGAUCUUUGAAGAUCCCCGGAUGCAAACGUACAAGCACCUGGCCAAGGUGCUUAAGCCUAUCCCUCUGGAUACCCCCACAGAGGUUGAACUAGAGCCUGGUAGAACUAUCCAGGUCACGCUCCUAGAUGCAAAUCAUUGUUCUGGCGCUGUAAUGUUUCUGAUCGAAGGUGAUGGCAAGGCUAUCCUAUAUACCGGAGACAUCAGAAGUGAGCCGUGGUGGGUUAAUUCCAUUGCCAGGAAUCCGACGAUCCUGCAAUACUCAAUGGGGAUCAAGUGUCUCGAUUGUAUCUACCUUGAUACUUCCAUUGUAGACAACUUCCCACUACAAUCCAAAGCUGAAGGCAUUUGUGAGCUUUUAGAGAAAGUCGCACGGUACCCGAAAGAUACCAUCUUCUUUAUGCAAGCAUGGACCUACGGGUACGAGGAGGUUUGGGUCGCUCUAUCCAAAGCCCUGAAUUCAAAGAUUCAUGUGGACACGUACAAGAUGGGGGUAUUUAAAUCUCUGGCCACAAAACUCAAAGAUAAUCGUUUCGCGGCCCAAACGCACUUGACUAAAGAGGCCCCCUAUCUUGCAGGCUUCACGUGCGGCAACAAUCAGCGCGAGGGGUGUCUGACGCUAAAUGAAGACGUACGAAUCCAUAGCUGCGAAAAAGGCACGGCUUGCGCCGUCGUGGAGAGUAAGCCAAUUGUCUGGAUCAAGCCAAUCGUCGCACAUCUUAAGGAAGGGCGGGACAUGGUCGAGGUAGGCAUUGGCGGUGGUGGCGAUGACCUCACACAUAAACCGAGCCUUGAGAUCGGCGACAUCUUGGCUUGGUGCGAGAAAAACAGCCAAGGCGACCAAUCCUUGGACAAAGUAAGAGAUAGCAUCAAGGAUAUUCUCGAGAGCAUGCUACUAGGGUCUAGAGACAUCUGCCUCGACAUGGACCUAUCCGAUUUCAAGAAAGAGGAAUCCACGGCGAAGAUCUUCGAAACCCUCGCCAAAAAGGCCAAAGACAUCCAAAACCCGACAAAGAAGGUCGAGGAUAGCGAUCCAAGCAACCUGCUACCCAGGCAAAUCGUCUUUCCGUACGCCAGACACUCAUCACUACCCGAACUUCGUCAUUUGGUCCACACCUUCAAACCCAAGAAUGUCUGGCCGUGCACCGUGGAUCCUGUGCGUUGGGAGGAAAGAGGCCACAGCAUCCAAGGGCUCUUUGGGGACUGUUGUUCUGGCGACGUCUUUAAACACGACCUCCUAAUGGAAGAACAGUUCGAAGAGAGGCGCAGGCUAAGAGCGGGGAGUGAAGACCGGGAACACGGGUCUCAGCACACGACGAUAUCUAGUUUGGGGAUGCUUUCGAGCCCUAUGUCAUCAUCUCACCACCCCAAAAAUAUCAGCAUGACUGAUGACAAGGAGACCACGCCGACGGCAGAGACCCCGCGCGUAGCAGGACAAAACAACCCCUCAGUCCCCAAUGCCCUACUCCAGCCCCCUCACUCGCAUAUCUCACUGCCACUGCCACCACCACCAUCACCAUCACCAUCACCACCGCCCACCCUCAACAAACGCAACUACGAAUCCUUCCAGCACGACUAUACUCCCACUCCCUUUACCAUCGCCAAACCCAAACCCAAAUCCAAACCAGACUCAGAAUCCGACACAGACGACGACGACCCCCUCCACCACCUCCUCCUCCACGAUUCCCAAACCUCAUCCCUAUCCACCCACGCGUACGCGACUAGAUUGCGCGCCUACCGAGCCGCGCGGGCGAACAUGGAGGGUAGAGGCGCGUGGAACAGGAUUAGCCUUAUAUCGACGACGGAUCAUCACAGUGAGGUUGAGCCGGAGUUGGGGAAUUACAAGGGUUCGUGAACGUGAGAAUUGGGGAUAUGAGGAGAUGGAAAUGGAAAGGGAGAAAAGAGGGAGG